GACUUUAAAUUGAAGAAGCGCCGUAGAAGCAUUUUUAGGUUUUAUCGUGUUUUGAUUCUUCUCUGUUCGUCGUCGACCUAUCUUCCCCAGCCAUGGCCGUCGGGAAAAACAAGAGAAUCUCUAAGGGUAGGAAGGGAGGAAAGAAGAAGGCUGUUGAUCCCUUCUCCAAGAAGGAUUGGUAUGAUGUUAAGGCUCCUUCAAUCUUCACCCACAAGAAUGUUGGAAAGACGCUUGUUUCCAGAACCCAGGGUACCAAGAUUGCCUCUGAAGGCUUGAAGCACAGAGUUUUUGAGGUUUCUCUAGCUGAUCUUCAAGGUGAUGAAGACAAUGCUUACAGGAAGAUCCGUCUCAGAGCUGAAGAUGUCCAAGGCAGGAACGUUUUGUGCCAAUUCUGGGGCAUGGACUUCACCACUGACAAACUUAGGUCGUUAGUUAAGAAGUGGCAGACUUUGAUUGAGGCUCAUGUUGAUGUUAAAACCACCGAUAGCUACACUCUCAGGCUAUUCUGCAUUGCCUUUACCAAGAGACGUGCUAACCAGGUCAAGAGGACUUGCUACGCUCAGUCCAGCCAAGUUCGUCAGAUUCGUAGGAAAAUGAGGGAUAUUAUGGUUAAGGAAGCUUCCUCAUGUGACCUUAAGGAGCUUGUUGCCAAGUUCAUUCCCGAAGCUAUUGGGAAGGAGAUUGAGAAGGCAACUCAGAACAUCUACCCUCUUCAGAACGUUUUCAUCCGUAAAGUCAAGAUCCUGAAGGCACCCAAAUUCGACCUUGGCAAGCUCAUGGAUGUUCACGGAGAUUACACAGCAGAAGAUGUUGGUGUUAAGGUAGACAGGCCAGCCGAGGAGACCGUUGAGGAACCUACUGAAAUCAUCGGAGCAUAAGAAAUGGUUUUGUUAAAAUUGAGAGAUCUCUUUUUCUUCUAAACUUUUAGCCUUUUAAUGCUUUGUGUCGUUUCUCACUCUUUUUGUUCCCUCAGUUUUUCUUUUUGCUGUAUUGAUGACUUUUCUCAGUGUAAACUUGCGAGUUUUUGAUAAUUUAUGAAACACCUUCUCUGAAUUUAUAACUGAAUUUAUGAAACAAAUUA
Molecule: messenger RNA, 1081 nt
Organism: Capsella rubella
Lineage: Eukaryota; Viridiplantae; Streptophyta; Magnoliopsida; Brassicales; Brassicaceae
Product: 40S ribosomal protein S3a-1
Exons: 7
Coding region: 93-878 (261 amino acids)
Biological process (GO): translation
Cellular component (GO): cytosol; ribosome
Molecular function (GO): structural constituent of ribosome
Source: RefSeq, a predicted model, not a curated record